Rhincodon typus (whale shark) is the source of this 945-nucleotide messenger RNA. Its product is annotated as HORMA domain-containing protein 1-like. Lineage: Eukaryota; Metazoa; Chordata; Chondrichthyes; Orectolobiformes; Rhincodontidae. The transcript is spliced from 11 exons. The annotation marks the transcript as partial. The record is from RefSeq and is a predicted model, not a curated record.
AUGGCAGUCGUCCAGAUGCAGAAAAACACAAUGGGUGCGGCCAUGUUCCCUAGCAAGGUUACCACGGAGCAACAGUCGUUGGUCCUGGUAAAACGGCUGCUAGCAGUGGCCAUCUCCUGCAUCACGUAUCUCCGAGGCCUCUUCCCCGAGCACGCCUACGGCACACGAUACCUGCAGGAUCUUUGCAUCAAGAUUCUAAGGGAGGAUGACAACUGCCCGGGAUCCUCUCAAAUUGUCAAAUGGAUGAUGGGAUGCUACGACGCUCUCCAGAAGAAAUAUCUGCGAAUGCUGAUUUUAGCUAUCUACACAAAUGAGGAAGAUCCUCAGACGAUCACGGAAUGUUACCAGUUUAAGUUCAAGUACCUGACGAGUGGGCCCACCAUGGACUUCGCAAGCAACAACAAGAAGAUCAGCACCACCGUGAGCUGUUCAGACACGAAGAAAGCCAGCAUCUUGCUCAUUCGCAAGCUCUACGUUCUGAUGCAGAGCCUGGGGCCCCUUCCCAACGAUAUCUGCCUGAAAAUGAAGCUGUCUUACUAUGACGAAGUGACUCCGCCAGACUACCAGCCUCCUGGCUUUAAAGAGGGCACCUUGGAUAACAUGAUGUUUGAGGGGGAGCCUGUCUUCCUGAGCGUGGGUGAGGUAGCCACUCCGUUCCAUGUCCUGAGGGUAAAGGUCACAACAGACAGUGAUCACAUGGAGCAAAUUGACAAAGAGCCACUGAAGGAGGAUGAGGACAGCCCUGCUAGCCAGGCCGUGGAAUUGGAUCCGAACGAGCAAGUGGAAAUUAAUGACUCUUUGCCGGCCGAAAGUCCGACCAUUUCCCAGGUGAUUGUUCCUGGAAAUGGUAACGCCGAUGGGCAAAACGCAGAGGCAAAGGAAUCGCCAGAAGCUGAGAAAACUGUGGCCAAGCCAAGCCCCAGGAACAGCAGCCCUGCUUCAGCG